Alosa sapidissima (American shad) is the source of this 2425-nucleotide messenger RNA. RefSeq names its product LIM homeobox 1a (gene lhx1a). NCBI's taxonomy places the organism in Eukaryota, Metazoa, Chordata, Actinopteri, Clupeiformes, Clupeidae. Gene Ontology annotation, cellular component: nucleus. The record is from RefSeq and is a predicted model, not a curated record. Bases 668 to 1945 code for a protein of 425 amino acids. Gene Ontology annotation, molecular function: DNA-binding transcription factor activity, RNA polymerase II-specific; RNA polymerase II transcription regulatory region sequence-specific DNA binding. Gene Ontology annotation, biological process: regulation of transcription by RNA polymerase II; neuron differentiation. The transcript is spliced from 5 exons.
GGAGCGUCAAUCCUGCAUUGAGAUGUCACACGAAUCCUGCACUCUAUAACCUCGCUUUCUAAAAACUGAAGGAAAUUUGAAAAGGCAGAGGGAAAACGCAGAUUUUCAGCGAUAUUACGGCGUCCUGUUUCUCCGGCGGUGUUCAACAGUGUGGAUACGCUGUGAUGUCUAAGUGCGUUCAUGUGUUUUGGGGGCACGCGUGUCUUGUUUGUUAGCCUUGCCUUGUAAGCUGUGCUGUAAAAUUUGAUGCCAUACAAGACUGACUUAGACACAUCAUUUUCUCAUCAUUGUCCCACUUUGAUGAUCACGGUGACGUAUUGAUGCGAAAUUAUGCUUACAUUUUAGGCGGCAUAUACGUGGAGGCUUGAUUUUUCGCGCGCGCUGGCUUUUCCUUUUUUCUUGCUUUUUUCUGAAUUGUUGUUAUUCCUACAUAGGAGGAUCUUUGGUACUACCUCAUCCCCGAGAAAUACCCAGCCCGUCAUCCUCUACCCAAUUUUGGACCUUUACAGACCUACUAAGAACUGGCAGUGACAGGAGAGACACCGACGCAUACAGCUCUGCUCGCUCAGCCUGACCCGGACUUCAAAGCGAAAAGGAGCCUCAAACCUCUACACCACGCAUACGACAUCUUACCUCUCUUGAUUGGUGUUUUGAGAGAAAAACGUGAAUGAACAGAUACUCGCGUUGUCCAGACAACGGUAGAGUUGUGGGAGCACAGCCAAAGACGAUGGUCCACUGUGCUGGGUGCGAAAGGCCUAUAUUGGACAGGUUUCUCCUCAAUGUGUUGGACAGAGCAUGGCACGUCAAGUGCGUACAAUGCUGCGAGUGCAAAUGUAAUCUAACAGAGAAAUGUUUUUCUCGAGAGGGGAAACUCUACUGCAAAAACGACUUUUUUAGGCGGUUUGGGACGAAGUGCGCGGGCUGUGCUCAGGGGAUCUCGCCAAAUGACUUGGUCCGAAGGGCACGGAGCAAGGUGUUUCACCUGAACUGUUUCACCUGCAUGAUGUGCAACAAGCAACUCUCCACGGGAGAGGAACUGUACAUCAUAGACGAGAACAAAUUUGUCUGCAAAGAAGAUUAUUUAAGCAACACCAAUGGAAAAGACGCAAACCUCUUAUCAGUAACCGCCUGCAGUGAUCCAAGUUUAUCUCCAGAUUCUCAAGACCAGCUACAAGAUGAUGUAAAAGACUCUGAAAUUGCCAAUUUGUCAGACAAAGAAACGGUUAAUAAUGAGAAUGACGACCAGAAUCUUGGAGGGAAAAGACGGGGACCACGCACCACAAUUAAAGCCAAGCAACUGGAGACUCUGAAAGCAGCGUUCGCUGCUACACCGAAACCAACAAGACACAUCAGGGAGCAACUAGCGCAAGAAACUGGCCUCAACAUGCGAGUCAUUCAGGUAUGGUUCCAGAACCGACGGUCCAAAGAGAGGAGAAUGAAGCAACUGAGUGCCCUUGGCGCAAGGAGGCAUGCUUUCUUCCGUAGUCCGAGGAGAAUGAGGACGCUAGUGGACCGGCUUGAACCCGGAGAGCUUAUUCCUAACGGACCGUUUUCUUACUAUGGAGAUUAUCAGAGUGACUACUACGGCCCUGGUGGGAACUACGACUUCUUCCCGCAGGGGCCCCCAUCCUCCCAGGCCCAGACCCCAGUGGACCUCCCGUUCGUGCCGUCAUCGGGCCCCACUGGAACUCCCCUCGGGGGCAUGGACCAUCCUAUUCCGGGCCACCAUCCGUCCAGUGAAGUCCAGCGGUUCUCCGACAUCAUGUCCCACCACCCAGGCGACUCGCCUAGCCCCGAACCCGGCAUCCCGGGCCCGCUGCACAGCAUGUCGUCGGACGUGUUCGGUCCCAGCCCGUCCUUUACCUCGCUCUCGCUCAAUGGAAGCGGAUACAACAACCACCUGUCACACCCCCCCUCAGAAAUGAAUGAAGGAACUGUUUGGUAGCUGCCUCCCCCUCUUCAUCAAAAACAAACAUGGACAAACCCAGUGGAGGGAUAAAGGAGUUUGGGACAACAGAAAAAAGGGGGGAGGGAGUUUCUUUUGGGCAUCCAUAUUUAUUGUUUUUCAAAUUAAUUUUUCUUUUACUCUUUUUGCUUUUUUUUGGUGAGAGAUAUUCUAAGAAGUGAAGUCAACAGACGCCAGUGUGGUCAUAAACGUUUGUCUCGAUAUUGUGUUUAUAUCCAGUUGCUUCAUACAUUUUUUUUUUCUUUUUUCGUAAUCAGAACAUGGACGCAACCACAGAAAAGACUGAUUUGUGACUGUUGUUGACCCCUUUGGGGUUCUCGCCCCCCCCCACCCCCCACCCCCCGGCUCUGUCCUGGUAAAGACCCCAGCGAGAGGCCUAGCACAGCGUUGUCCCUCCAGUAACACUCCAUGCAUCAACAGGAAAAAAAAAAUCUCUUGGAGAACAACACUCUGGACUCG